Megalobrama amblycephala (Wuchang bream) is the source of this 2641-nucleotide messenger RNA. Its product is annotated as E3 ubiquitin/ISG15 ligase TRIM25-like. Bases 216 to 1451 code for a protein of 411 amino acids. The transcript has 4 exons. Lineage: Eukaryota; Metazoa; Chordata; Actinopteri; Cypriniformes; Xenocyprididae. Gene Ontology annotation, molecular function: protein binding; zinc ion binding. The record is from RefSeq and is a predicted model, not a curated record.
CUUUUCUUGAUUCUCCUUAACUUAUAUUCUUUGACUGUCAGUCUGAGACUGAUAUCUUGUGGACAUUUUAUGAUCUGUGACUUUACAGACUUGCAGACAUAUGCACAUCACUUAAACAAAGAACCAGGAAACUGGAAUCACAUGAGUUCAGGGAAACAGAAACUGAAGUGUAGUUGAGCUGUUGUGUGUUUGUGUCUCUGUAUUCACGCAGUAAAAUGGCAGAGGCCAGAAUUUCUCAGGAUGAGUUCAUGUGUUCGGUGUGUCUGGAUUUUCUGAAGGAUCCAGUGACCAUCCACUGUGGACACAGUUACUGUAAGAGCUGUAUUAAUGGAUACUGGGAUCAGGAGGAUCAGAAGAGAGUCUACAGCUGUCCUCAGUGCAGACAGACCUUCAGUCCAAGACCUGAUUUAGCUAAAAACACCAUUCUGGAUGAAAUGGUGGAGAAACUGAAGAAGAUUAAACUUCCUGCUGACUGUUACGCUGGAGCUGGAGAUGUGCAGUGUGACGUCUGUACUGGAAGAAAACACAAAGCCGUCAAGUCCUGUCUGGUGUGUCUGGAGUCUUACUGUCAAACUCAUUUUGACUGUCAUGAGGAAUUUCACUCACGUAAGCCACAUAAAGUGACUGAAGCCACUGGAGAACUGCAGGAGAUGAUCUGCCCGAAACAUGACAAGAUCCUUGAGGUUUUCUGCCGCACUGAUCAGGAGUAUAUAUGUGUGCUAUGUAUGGGUGAACAUAAAAACCACAACACUGUAUCAGCUGCAGCACAGAGGACAGAGAAACAGAGUUUCCAGUCUCUCUCAGCUCCUCCUGAAUCUACAGACGUAAAUGACAAUCUCAAGGAGCUGAAGAAGAUCUCUGACAGAGUCACUUUCACCAACAUUGUUCCCAGAACCAGGAACGACUUCCUACAAUAUUCCCAUCACUUCACUCUGGAUCCAAACACAGUGAAUAAAGAGCUCCGUCUGUCUGAGAGGAACAGAGUGAUUACUAACACUGUCACAGAUCAGCCGUAUCAUUAUCAUCCAGACAGAUUUGAUUAUUGUGAGCAGGUGUUGUGUAGAGAGAGUGUGUGUGGACGCUGUUACUGGGAGAUUGAGUGGAGUGGACUUGUUGCUGUGUUUAUAGCAGUGUCAUAUAAGAGCAUCAGCAGGAAGGGACGGGGUAAAGAGUGUUGGUUUGGACGUAAUGAUCAGUCCUGGAGUUUGAUCUGCACUUCCUACAGUAACUUAUUCUAUCACAAUGACAUAGAGACUAAACUCCCUGUAAAGUCCAUCAUCAGGAGAAUAGGAGUGUAUGUGGAUCACAGUGCAGGAACUCUGUCCUUCUAUUGCGUCUCUGGAGACACAAUGAGCCUCAUCCACACAGUCCAGACCACAUUCACUAAACCUCUCUAUCCUGGGUUUAAGGUAUAUAUAGGAUCAUCACUGAAACUGCUGAAAAAUGAUUGAUUGAUUCUACCCAUAAUACUUUUAUUCAUUAUUAUUGUGAACAAACCAGUUCCUAAAUUCCUAAAUUCUCUAACCUCCUUUUUAAUGAUGUUUUAUUAACAAAAUUCGGGAGGAGCAGGUGCAGAUAAUUAGACUAAUUAUCACAGGUGGAAAGCAUUCAGCUAAUCAACCAACGGAGGUAUAUAUACUGCAGACUUACCUCCGUGCGAUUGACAGUUUAUCAGCAUCCCUCCACCACCCCAUCUCCUCACUUCUAAAUUCUAUCUCUCAUAACCACAUCCAGGGGGAGUACCACUCCCUAGCUCAGGGAAUACAAGAAGCGCAUGUUAGGUGGAGUGUAAUAGUAAGCAUUGUUAUGUAGCAACAACAGAAAUGUUCUCUGUAGCCUGUCUUUAAACCGCAUCAGUUAUGUACAUUUUAUUUGUGCAAACCUGCAUGACUUAAGUAGUGAGAAACUUGUAUGCUUGCUCUCUAUGAAGUCCAUUAUAUCAGGGUUUGGUAUUGCUGUAAUCUCAUAUCAGUGACAUCUUGAAAAAAAAGAAUAAAAAUAUGUGCACAUGUCACAAAUCAGGCUACUGUGGUCCUUCCUGCUCACCACCAGAGGGCUCCCUCACUGGAAUAUUGACUCCAUUUCCCAUAAUUCCGUACCUGGUACUGAUUACAUGCACACCUGAAGCUCAUUCCCUGAACUAUUUAUACAGCCCUGUUUCUUUCACCCUUUGCGAAGUCUUGAUUUUGCCCUGCUGACAAUUCUCAGCAUUUUCUCCUGUUUCUUGAUUGCCGUGUAUUUGACCCUGGAUUGUUUCCCUUGUUACGACUCUUUGGUGCCUGCCAUUGUUAUUUUGCUGCGUUUCCCUGAAUAUACUUUGUACUAUCUGCUACUAUCAUUCCCUUCACUUAAUAACGUUCUGCAGCGAUUUUGUGAAGUGUUUAAACACCCAGAAGGUGGCAGAAAUGCUGGUAAUAAGUUAUUAGCUCUCUGGCAGGAAACGCACACAGUAGCUGAGUUUGCUCUCUCUUUUCGGACACUGGCAGCUCAAACGGUAUGGGUAGAGUAUACGUUAUAAGUUGUUAAGGAAAAGAACGGAAUCUGGAGCUCCAAUCUGAACUCGCUUGUCGCAAUAAAGGGAAAACUCAAUUAAUCAAUUAAUCGAUCUAGCCAUUAACAUUGAUAACCUGAUCUGAUCAUG